AUGAGUGAAUACACCGAGGUUUUAUAUAACCAACCGAUUGUAAUAGACAAUGGUACAGGUAUAAUCAAAGCAGGGUUUAGCGGAGAGACAAAACCAACAACUUUUGAGUUUAAUAUAAUAGGUGUGCCCAAAUAUAAAAAAAUUAUGACUACUGCAACCUCAAAUAAGGACUCCAAGAAUAAUAACACUAAUUCCGCAAACGUUAACUCUCAAACUUCAGCUACUCUAGAAAGCAGCAACAAUAUCACCAUUAAUACCGGUAUUAAUGAAAGAUAUGUAGGGAAUCAUGCACAACAAAAUAGAGGAAUAUUAAAAUUACAAUGUCCCAUGGAAAAUGGAACUAUUACGAAUUGGAAUGAUAUGGAAUUGAUAUGGCAAUAUAUUUUGAAUAAUAGGCUAAAUUUGAAAUCACAAGAUGAUAUUCAGGAGCACCCAUUACUUAUUACCGAGGUUCCCAUGAAUCAAAGGAAAAACAGAGCAAUAAUGUGCGAGAUACUCUUUGAAAAUAUAGAAGUUCCUGCAGUGUACGUUGCGAUUCCUGGUAUAUUAUCUCUUUACAGCAGUGGUAGAACAACUGGUUGUAUAUUAGAUAGCGGAGAGGGAUGCAGCUAUGCAGUAUCGGUUUAUGAUGGAUACCACAUUCCGACAUCAAUAAAAAGAAUUGAUGUUGGUGGCAGUCAUAUAACUGAUAGUUUACAAUUAUUAUUAAGGAAAUAUAAUGGUAUAUCUUUAUUUUCAAGUAGCGAACGAGAAUUAUGUAGAAUGAUCAAAGAAACUGCAUGCUAUGUUUCUCCAAAAGAUAACCAUUACGAACAACAAAUAAUAGCUGCAGCACAGAAGUUUCGCUUACCCGAUGGCCAAAUUAUUCAAAUGAAUGAAGAGAGAUAUUUAUCACCAGAGAUACUUUUCAAGCCACAAAACUUUGGAUUGGAAUGCUUGGGAAUACACAAUUUGGUACAUCAGAGUAUUAAUAAAGUGGAUAUAGAAUUACGUUCGACCCUAUAUGAGAAUAUAAUAUUGACAGGAGGGAACACAGUAAUGGAGAACUUUGGAGAAAGAUUAUGCACAGAGUUAACACCAUUGAUACAUGAAGGGACUUCCUUAAAACUAUAUGCGCCACCAGAAAGAAAAUAUUCUUCUUGGGUUGGUGGAUCGAUACUAGCAGGAUUAUCUUCUUUCAAAAACAUCUGGUUAACUAAGGCAGAAUAUCAAGAAAAUCCUGAACUAAUACAAAAUCAAUUUUUAUCAUAA
Messenger RNA from Saccharomycodes ludwigii, 1251 nucleotides. RefSeq names its product actin-related protein 1 (gene ARP1). NCBI's taxonomy places the organism in Eukaryota, Fungi, Ascomycota, Saccharomycetes, Saccharomycodales, Saccharomycodaceae. Bases 1 to 1251 code for a protein of 416 amino acids. The record is from RefSeq and is a predicted model, not a curated record. The transcript has a single exon.